UCGGGUGGGAAAAGCGCAUUACGUGAUUUAGACAGCCGUCAUCAUAUCUGCAGCCUGAAGCAGCACAGAAAGGUGUAGAAAUUAUACACAAUGGUGUUGUUUACGAUGAUCGCGCGGUUAGCGGAUGGACUUCCUCUGGCUGCGUCCAUGCAAGAAGACGAACAGAUGGGUAGAGACAUGCAGCAGUAUCAGAGUCAGGCCAAACAGCUGUUUCGGAAGCUUAAUGAACAAAGUCCAACACGCUGCACACUGGAGGCCGGAUCCAUGACCUUUCACUACCUGAUAGAGAAAGGGGUGUGUUACCUGGUGCUGUGUGAGGCCGUGUUCCCCAAGAAACUCGCCUUCGCCUACUUAGAGGAUCUCCAAGCCGAGUUCCACGAGCAGUACGGAAAGAAGGUCCCCACCGUGUCCAGACCGUACUCCUUCAUCGAGUUCGAUACGUACAUCCAGAAAACCAAGAAGUCUUACAUCGACAGCAGAGCUCGCAGGAACCUGGGCAGCAUCAACACGGAGCUGCAGGACGUCCAGAGGAUCAUGGUGGCCAACAUCGAGGAGGUGCUGCAGCGAGGAGAGGCUUUAUCUGCUUUGGACUCGAAGGCCAGCAACCUGUCCAGCUUGUCCAAGAAAUACCGCAGCGAUGCCAAAUACCUGAACACGCGCUCCACCUACGCCAAGCUGGCGGCCGGCGGAGUCUUCUUCAUCAUGCUCAUCGUCUACGUCCGCUUUUGGUGGCUGUGAGGAUGAGGAGGAGGAAGAAGAAGAGGAGGAGGGAGGAGACGUGACAGAGACCCGGACGUCGCUCCGAAGGCUGUGGAAACGAGUCGCCGUCACUCUCCUUUUCCUCAGAGACUGUUGGAUCUGGCAAUUUCGCUCCACCCGCAGUUUGCAGACUGAGCUACAGUUCUUUGAUCCUUUGUACGUUUUGUGUUUUAUUAACUGAUGCAGAAUGGUGUGAGUGACUGUGUGUGAGUGACCCUGUGUGUGAGUGACCCAGUGUGUGAGUGACCCAGUGUGUGAGUGACCCAGUGUGUGAGUGACCCAGUGUGUGUGUGUGUGAGUGACCCAGUGUGUGUGUGUGUGAGUGACCCAGUGUGUGUGUGUGUGAGUGACCCAGUGUGUGUGUGUGUGUGUGAGUGACCCAGUGUGUGUGUGAGUGACCCAGUGUGUGUGUGUGUGAGUGACCCAGUGUGUGUGUGUGUGAGUGACCCAGUGUGUGUGUGGUGAUGUGAAUAACAGUGAGGGUCGGAGAGUUUUUUCCCAAGGAAUUCGCCCACACAGAGCGCCACCUAGUGGACAAUUUGCCUAAUUUCACAAUCUGUCUGAGGCAAAGAAAAGGAGGUCACUUCAAGAAUCACUCACUCACUCACUCACUCACUCACUCACUCCCUCGCUCACUCACUCCCUCGCUCACACUCACUCUGAAAGGAGGGAUUGCAGGUUUGGUCCUCGUGUUCACAGGCCCACGUGUGAGACAGUGAGAUGCACAGCUGUGAAAACCAUCACAGUGAAGAAGAAAAAGAAAAAAAAAAGAAAGAGGACAAAAGACUCUGGUGUACUUUAGCCAUUCAGUUGACAAUAAUAAUAAUAAUAAUAAAACAGUUGAGCGUCUGACGCCUGCAGUUUCACUGUCUACUCUAAUAAACUCCAGACGUUUCGUUUGUUGUUCUGUUUGAAAUGAAUUCUGAGUUGCUUUGAGGCUCGACUCCAACAGUGCAGAAGAAUGAAAUGUGUAGGAAAUAAAAUUCAAAAAGAAAUGUUAAAGUUCAACUAAUAAAACUUUCCUGCAAGAAAA
This is a messenger RNA of Tachysurus vachellii, 1792 nucleotides long. RefSeq names its product SEC22 homolog B, vesicle trafficking protein b (gene sec22bb). The transcript is spliced from 5 exons. Gene Ontology annotation, biological process: vesicle fusion with Golgi apparatus; endoplasmic reticulum to Golgi vesicle-mediated transport; retrograde vesicle-mediated transport, Golgi to endoplasmic reticulum. Lineage: Eukaryota; Metazoa; Chordata; Actinopteri; Siluriformes; Bagridae. Gene Ontology annotation, molecular function: SNAP receptor activity. The record is from RefSeq and is a predicted model, not a curated record. The coding region runs from base 91 to 738 and encodes 215 amino acids. Gene Ontology annotation, cellular component: endoplasmic reticulum membrane; Golgi membrane; SNARE complex.